Molecule: messenger RNA, 5159 nt
Organism: Hemicordylus capensis (graceful crag lizard)
Lineage: Eukaryota; Metazoa; Chordata; Lepidosauria; Squamata; Cordylidae
Gene: PUS7L
Product: pseudouridine synthase 7 like
Exons: 9
Coding region: 471-2579 (702 amino acids)
Biological process (GO): pseudouridine synthesis
Cellular component (GO): nucleus
Molecular function (GO): RNA binding; pseudouridine synthase activity
Source: RefSeq, a predicted model, not a curated record
CUUAGGAUGUAGGAACUUCCCUCUAGCCCUAUGUUUUAGUCUGCUGCUUUCUUAGCUUUGGACCACAUUGGUACAGUCUGCUCCCUCCCUCCCACAUUUCCCUUCUUCGUUGCUUUUGGUGUUACACACACUACUCCCCCCUCCUUUUGAGAGCGGAGUGGUACACUCUGCUCUCUUGAUCCCGCCUUCUUCCUCUCUCCUUUGGUGCUGCUAAAUGGUAGGACGGUGUAGUCCGUGUUAGUGAAUUGUUCAUACAGCAGACAGACAACAGUGGCAAUGUGUCCGGAGCAAACAGCUUAAACUUGUCCGCUGGCCGUAUGACCGAGAAAAAGUCCAGGCAAAGGCGAACAGAGCGGGAUUUGAGGUCUUCACGAGGAAGAAAAGAAAAGGCGCUCACCUGGGGCUGCUCUGCAGGAAAUUAGCUCACCGCCGAGCCAAAGCUUCGUUCAACUCCGGUGUAUAAUAUUGGAAUGGAAGAAGGCUCUAGCAGGCCAUUCACCCAUCACUCUUCCAUUUAUAUGAACGAUCAUAUUGGCUUUUGUGGUAGUAUUAAAAAAAUUCCAAGUGACUUUGUCGUGACAGAAAUUAAUAUAUUUGGACAGCUAGUUAAUGAAAACACAACAGAUUAUCUUCAUAAAUCUCAUGAAACUCUGUUGGAACAAACUAAGCUCUGUCAGCAGGAUCCCAAAAAGCAAAGGCUGAGGCCUCCAGAACUCUGCAUAGAUGAGGAACUUGGCAGAGUUCAAGAUGACUACCGUACUUCAGAACUGUUAAUUGUUCCACCCUCUACUGGAGAAAGUGAAGAAGACUGUAAAGCUGGUAACAUAUUUGAAUACCACCUUGACAAUGCUGGUAUGAUGGAUUCUUUAUUGGACAAGUCUAUAACUGAGCAGUUAAGUCAGUUUGCUUGUCAUGUGAAAGAAACAUGGGAUUCUAAAUCUGAGCCAGGAGCAUUUCCUACGGAAUUCUCACUUGGUCCAAUCCUUGACAAGAAGGUUCGAGCCAGCUUACAUUGUAUCAUCAGACAGCAGUACCCCUUCUUAGUCACUGUCACAAAAUGUAAUGAGAUCACGGUAAAAGCAAACCAGGAUUUCCAAGAACUCUGCCAUCUGGUGUCUGAAGAGGAAGCAUGCGGUUUUCUAUCAUUUUUAGAUGCCAAAGCAGAAAAUUCAAAGUUCGCUUUUAAACCUGAUGGGAAUAAGGAGCACCGUACAAUGGUUCACCAUUUCAUCAGUAAAAAGUUUGGAAAACUUGUGGAAACAAAGUCUUUUUCUGACUCUCAGCAAAAGGUUGUAAUUAUGGUACGGUUUCGUGAGAAAAGGAGUUCCAGAAAAAGGGCUAAUGCUGACUGUGGGGAGAAACAAGACAUUUACACAGCUUUUACCCUCCGAAAGGAAAACCUGGAAACACUUGAAGCAAUUGGCUAUUUGUCUUCUAAACUUGGCGUGCUGCCUUCAGACUUCAGCUACACAGGCAUUAAAGAUAAGAAGGCCAUUACAUACCAGGCCAUGGUGGUGAAGAAAGUGCCUCCUAAAAGAUUGAAAGAACUUGGAAGAGCAAUUGAAAAAAAUGGAAUCGGCGUGUCUAAUAUACAUUCUGCAAGUCAGCCUCUUAAACUUGGUCAGCUGCAAGGAAAUCACUUUGAUAUAAUUGUGAGAGAUUUAAAACUCCAGAGUAAUGACUGUUCUGCAAGACUGAAGGAGAGAAUACCUCAAGCAAUUGAGAAUGUCAAGAAAAGUGGUUUUAUAAAUUAUUAUGGAACUCAGAGAUUUGGACAAGGACAGAACAUUCAGACGGAUCAAAUUGGAUUAGCUUUGCUGAUCGAAGAACCGGUCAGAGCCGUAAAAUUAUUUUUCACACCAGAAGACACAGAUGAUCCUGUAAAUAAGGCAAAGAAAUACUUCCUUCAGACUGAGGACCCAAAGGGCACCCUUGCAAUGCUGCCUGACUUUAAAGUAAGAGAGAAGAUGUUACUUCGUGCACUGAACCGUUAUGGUAUAAAUCACGAGGGGUGUACACAUGGAUGGCUCAGCAUUCCCCAUUCCAUGCGUAUUUUCUAUGUCCAUGCAUAUUGCAGUAAAAUUUGGAAUGAAGCUGCUUCUUACCGGAUUAAGACCUAUGGUACAAGAGUUGUGAAUGGGGAUCUCAUCUUUUCUGAAAAAAGUGCUGAAGGCUCUUUGCUGAAUGGCAAGGUAAAUGUCCAUACAGUGACUCCUGAGGAAGAAAUCUCCAAUAAAUAUACAAUAAAUCAAGUUAUUCUCCCAAUGGCUGGUCACAGCAUCCAGUAUCCCACUAAUAAAGUCGGGGCAUGGUACCAGGAAAGGCUUGCCAGUGAUGGGCUUCAAACAUGCAAGUUCAGACUUCCAGAAUUACAGCUGAAUGUGCCUGGCUGCUACAGACAUCUCCUGAAAUACCCACAUAAUCUGACCUAUAGCUUCUUAAAAGACAAUGAAAAUGAAAUCGGAAAUGAAGAUAGUCCUCUACAUGAUUCAAUAGAUUCCCUUUCUUUGUCAUUUUGGCUUGAUCCUUCAUGUUAUGCAACUGUUUGUUUGGGGGAAAUAAUGAAGUGCAAUCUUUAAAGCAAUUCAAAAAAGCAACACGUUUAACAUCACUUUAUAGAAUAUUGCAAAAAAGAGAACAGUAUGAAGGGAAGCAAUUCAAGUGUAUCAUCUUUGUGUCUUUAGUUUUUGAGGGCUGGGGUGAUUCAUGUCUCAUAAAUUUUGUCUUAAAGAGAAAAUAGACAAACCCAACAAAACAGAUACCAAUUUAAAUCAUAGGAACAUAUGUAGCUGCAUCAGACCCAGACUUCGAGUCAGACCCAGUGUUCAUUUAGCUUAGUGUUGUCAAUGCUGACUGGCAGCGACAAUCCAGGAUUCUGCCCUACCUGGAGUUGCCAGGGAUUGAACCUGGGGUCUUCUGCUUGCAAAGCAGAUGCUCUACCACUGGGCUACAAUCCCAAUCUCAUCUGAGGAACAGCUGAAAACAGCCAAAAGACAACACCCAAAGUUCCAGCAGAAACAACUCCAGACACCAUUAACCAGUAAGAAACAUAUUUCUCAUUAUUAAUGGUUCACCAUUAAAACCUCUGUCUUAUCUGGAUUAAGUUUCAACAUUGUAGAGCUCACCCAGUCUGUAACUGCAUUUAUUGAUGACACAUUUUUUCUGAACUGCCAGACAAUCAGUUCCAAAGGUUGCAUGUGAUUGUUUAAAAGUGCCAGUACAAGAUGGGACCAUUUGUUACCUCAUUUAACCCAGUGCUAUCCUCUGGUGCUGACCCAUCCGGUAGAAUAAGAAGUGGGACCAUUGGGUACCACAAUACUGUCUCCUUCAUCCUCUUAGCUUUUGGGUUCUGGGUUCCUCAAAUCCACAAACUUCCUUGUUUAACUGCUGUCUUCUUGUCAACAGCACACUACCCAUUCUGUCCUCAGGCCAGUGUCAACUCUGUCCCCUUUCCAUCUUCAGCAACCUUGAUAACAAGUGAAGGAGGCAGUGGACAAAGUUCACAAUUCAAAACCUGUCUGUUGCAAGACGGACCGUGGACACACCAGACUUGACUCAAGAUCUACCUAGGCAGUUCUGUUUGCGUAGCUUUUCCUAAUUUUUUUGUUUUUGUUCAAACUGACAGUACACCAUUCCAUCAUGUUAUUUUAAUUGCCUUCCUCUGCUUAUUUAUCCAUAAUUCUCUAUUACUCUGCACUGAAAGCCCUCUUUGUGUAAGUGAAGUCCCCCUUUUGGACUGGAGUAAUGCUUAUGCAAUAUGAGGGGGGUUGCCCCAACUCCAAUAGGACACAUCAGAGAAGUAGCCUAUUCCAAGAAAACAUUGAUAUUAUAGUUAAUGAGCUCUUAAACGGCAUCUUUCAAAACCCUUCACACUGCCUAUGUUGCCAUGUUGCCAUAUGUGAAUGGUAAACUAGCCUUUUUCUAUUACUAUUGUUGCCAUGUUGCCGUAUGUGAAUUGUAAACUAGCCUUUUUCUAUUACUAUUAUUAUUAAUAAGGGCGGUAUAGAAAAUAAAUAAAUUAGGGAAUGAAGUAAAAACACUUCCAGAAUAUUUCCAUAAUGCAUUAUAAUUUGUUUCAUAGGAAUAUUUAUUCCAGGCUGUUUUUUAUCUCUUCAGUACCUAUAUUGUAAAAGGGACAAAGUUUAUUAGUUUCUGCUAACUGCACCUCCAUUAUAGCUCAAAAUGUACCAGUCUCUGUUACUUGCUUUGUAAUCAUCUGGGUCAGGCUUUUAAAGGGCCAUGCAUCGGGAACAUAUUCUUUUUUAAAAAAAUAAAGAGAAUGCACAGCAUGUGCAUAACCGUGAAUCAUCUCCCUAGCAUGUUUAGACUAUAUAAUUGUCUACACCAUUAGGAAACAAAGUGAAGCUAAUUACAUAAUUUAGAUUAUUAUUAGUAUUAAGUCCAAUACCUAAACCCUAUUUAAACAUGAUGUUGCUCCUGCCUAUACAUGUGGAUGUUGCACCUGUCUUUUCAUGUGAAUGACUGAAACUGCAUUCAUUUUAAAAGUGAACCCAGAGCACAGGCUCCUUCAAAUGCAGGAGACAGAUAGGAAGUGUGUGCUGCUCUACCUGUGUUCAACAUUACUUGUGAAUAACUGUACCGAAAUACAGAUCUGUACCUGCAUGCAGUGUACACAGAUCGUAUAAGUGCUGGAUAUAACGUGUGAAUAGGGCUCUAACUUGCUAGCAAACUGAUCAAAAAGAGGUGCAAGAUACACAAAGACAUUAGUUGUAUGUACUGUAUUUUAUCUGCAGAUGGCGAUGUGAGUUUGCAGGAACUAUUGGGGGGAAAAGCAACUCUGAAAAUUGAUUUAAAUAAUGUAUACGCUGGUUGCUGUUGCUUGAAACUACUUUGCUUCAGAUUUCUCUUAAUAGAUCUUAUUUGGUGGGGUGCCAGCCUCUGUUUUAAUCCCUAAAGGCUACAGAGUUGCUUAAAAGGUACAUGUCAGAGUUUUAGGGAGGUCUGUGAAAUUCAAAAAUGAAGAAAACAGAAGAAAGCCCCGCCCAUGAGGAAGAACUAUAUGUUCAGAGCUCCUGUGUGGGUCCCGGGAUGCUGGAAAGGGGUUUGCACCUCUCUGUGUGAUGCUUAGCCUCCCAUUAAAAUGCAAAUAUGCCCUAUGUAUGUACCUAAGAAUUCAAAUAAAUAUGUUCACCACUGGA